Funneliformis caledonium is the source of this 165-nucleotide messenger RNA. The record is from the annotation of a GenBank genome assembly. Lineage: Eukaryota; Fungi; Glomeromycota; Glomeromycetes; Glomerales; Glomeraceae.
ACUUUAGAGAAGGGAAAUGAAAAAGUUGACUUAGACUAUAACAUAUGGUUAAGUCAAAUGAAGUUUUUGUAUGGUAAAGCCGCCGGACUACCAUAUCAAUCUACUACUGUUCGAACUGAAGGAAAUCGUCAGAAAUUAAUUUAUUUUAUGUCUCGAAGUAUAUGA